This is a messenger RNA of Corticium candelabrum, 673 nucleotides long. RefSeq lists its product as uncharacterized. The transcript has 3 exons. NCBI's taxonomy places the organism in Eukaryota, Metazoa, Porifera, Homoscleromorpha, Homosclerophorida, Plakinidae. The coding region runs from base 10 to 468 and encodes 152 amino acids. The record is from RefSeq and is a predicted model, not a curated record.
CACAAGUGGAUGACGGGUGGGUACGGAGAGUGUUCGAGUACUUGCGGCGGAACGAAGACUCGUAAGGUUGUUUGUGCUUUCGUCAAAAAGGACAGAUCGUUUACUGUGAGCGACGACGAGGAGUGCGAUUUUGUCGGUGCGAAGCCGAAUGCGACGACAACCUGUGGACAAACCGUUCCCGCCAAUGACGGACUCUAUGACCUCAUUCGAGAUUCGAUUUGCCCGGAUACUUGUUGUUACGGACACUGUAUGGCUAGGCCUACUCCGUGUCGCUUUACAUACCCCGGUGGUGGCUGCGGGUGUCCCGUUACAACUUACACCGGCACGUGCCAGCAGGAAGUAACGCACGAGGACAACCAUGAAGACGUCACAGUGCGAUGCACCUGCCAGCACCCUGAAACAGGAGGGAGAGAGCUACUCAAAGAAAUAGACGAUUCUCUUCCGACCGGCGGGCCGCCGCUAGAUUAGCUAGAGGUCUAGAGUUGCCAACUUCGUUGCAGUCUAUGAGCAAUAAUUUUGGUAAUGAUAUUGGGGGGAUUGACAUUUUGCACUGUCUGCGCAUGAUCAAUGGCUGCAAACAAUUAUCUAGGAAAGGGAAAGUAGAUAAGAGUUGAAAUCCGUCUGCUUUAGCUAGUAGUAAAGGCGUGAAAUCAAUGCAUGCCACUGAGGCAGA